AUGCGGUCAACCUUCACUUGGGCGCUGGCCCUCAUCGGCACUGUUUCUGCCGCCAACCUCCACGCGGCUAACAAGGCCAAUGCCAAACCGACAACCACCACAGCACCAUCACAAGACGCUUGCGGUAUCGUAAAGGCGGAGGCCAAAUCACUACUCGCAGCAGCCCCCACCGCAACCGCUGCUUUGAUCAAACCGUCGCUAGCAUACAACUGCUUGCACUCAGUACCCGUCGACAAAGAGAGAGACUUAGACCUUCUGAACUAUCUGGAACCUUACCUUGAAUUUCAAAGCACACUGGAGCCUUUGUCACACCCGCCUGAGGGAUACCUGAUUCCUGGAGUUGACGUCCUAGGCGGAAUUGGACAAAUUCGUGCCAAGUUGAGCAAGGAUCAGUACAAGAGCCAGUUGGACUUUGCACUAGAACUCAAGUAUCUGUUUUUCCAAGCAUCAGACGGCCACUUUACCUACAACCCAGCUAUUCUCAGUGUUUUCCCCUUUACUAGCUUGAAUGGGGUAGUAUCGGUCGCAGACGAAGUAACAGGCAUUCCAAGAGUCUAUCUCCGGAGCGAUUUCGAGAAGUCCGUCGUAAACGACACCGAUGUCUACGAUAUCGAAAGCAUUGAUGGCACUCCUAUACGCGAGUUCAUCGAAGCUCAGGCUUCCCGGCAGCUGACCCAGGAUCCCGAUGCGAAGUACAACAAAAUGUUCACGAACCCGGCGCAGUUUGCUAGGGGGUUGACUGCGGGCUUCACUUCCCGUCUCCCAGGCGACUGCCCUGAUGAGGAAGUUAUCAAGUUCACCAACGAUACGACUUAUACGAACGAGCUCUACGCGAAGGUCUUCAGGACAUCACUUGAAUGGCUUGACACUGCCGAGAAGCUUCACAACCACUUCGAAGUCCCGGCUACAACCACCUCAGCGGCAGCCAGUACGACAGCACCUUCGAAAUCUACAUCUGUGGCCAGCUCUACGCCCAGCCCGACCUCCCUCCCAGGCUACCCAAAGCCAGUAGCUUUCCACAAGCAUGAAUGGAUCUCGGGCUACUUCAUGGAAGGCAAAGGUUACGAGGAUACCGCUGUUCUUGCCGUUCUGGGCUUCACCCCAUGGACUAUCUCAAAGCCGAACGGCACUUUCGAGAUUCUAGAGGCUUUCCGUACGGUCGCCGAGUUCCUGGAAAAGGCCAAGGACGCCGGGAAGAAGAAACUCAUCAUCGAUGUUCAGGGAAACGGUGGUGGCUUCGUCGCCGCGGGAUUCCAGCUUUACAACCAGCUCUUCCCGAAGACCGACAUAUGGGAUGGUAGCCGUAUCCGUGCCACCGAGGCCUUCAAUGCAAUUGGCAUUACCGCCUGGGAUUCCUCGCCUGAUGUCUUGGAUAUCUUCGUUGGAACAUACCUCGAUGAGGAUCGAAAGCCGUACAAGGACUGGGAAGACCUAUUCGGGCCUGAGGUCGUCGCUGGCCAGAAUACCACCAAGCUACUUCGUUACAACCAGACGGAGUUGUCCUACACGAAGACCAAGGGAGAUCCGCUUUUCGCCCCUGAGAAUAUCGUUAUCGUAACCGACGGUGGCUGUGCAUCGACUUGCACGAUUUUCACUGGUCUGAUGGCCCGGGAACAGGGCGUCCGCACAAUUGCCCUCGGCGGUCGUCCCAUGGAGACAGCCAUGCAAGCAGUCGGCGGCGUUGAGGGUGCUCAGGUUCUGCAGUUCACUGACCUGAGACAAACAAUCAUGCAGGUCAGUCGUGAUGCCGUCAAGAACAACAACACGAAGUAUCUCAAGGAGGCAUUCGACGUUCUGCCUGAUAUCGGCGAGCCUCCUCUCCUGCCGCCCCUAGCCAGCUCUGGUAGCUUCAACUACCGCAACGCCUACUCCCGCGAGAACGCCCACGGCGAGCCCGAGCAGUUCAGAUACGAAGCAGCCAACUGCCGCCUUUUCUAUACGGAGAAGAUGAUAGUGGACCCCGUUGCUGUUUGGACUGCCAGCUAUGAUGCCACCUGGAACAAGGGCAAGUGCGUUGCGAGAUCGACUGUCAACACGGAUGACACCAUUGGCGAUAAAACCGUCGCAUACAGCGCUGGUGUCAAGAGUAAGGCAUCGGCUUACGCCGGACCGGGUGCCCUGUCUUACAAGGGUGCCUACGAGGCUUGUCGGCCAUACGUCCAGAAGAAGAAGGGUUCCCAGAAGCGAGCAGUUGAAGACGCCGACUUGAACCCUCCUGACGAUUUUGAGUACGAGUUCAAGUACCGAAUUGGUGACAUCGAGGAGUACGUCCGGGACAAUGUUCCCGAGGACUGGGAAUAUGAGCAGAAGCACAGAAUUGGCUUUGCCCAGGCAGUCGACUUUUGA
Colletotrichum siamense is the source of this 2346-nucleotide messenger RNA. RefSeq names its product Peptidase S41 family protein ustP (gene ustP-8). The record is from RefSeq and is a predicted model, not a curated record. Lineage: Eukaryota; Fungi; Ascomycota; Sordariomycetes; Glomerellales; Glomerellaceae. Gene Ontology annotation, biological process: proteolysis. The transcript has 2 exons. Bases 1 to 2346 code for a protein of 781 amino acids. Gene Ontology annotation, molecular function: serine-type peptidase activity.